CUCCCGCCCCCCGCCGGCGGAUCCGGAAGUGGGGGUCGGCCGCCGCGCGCCGCCCUCCGCGGGCCUCCGGGCACGAUGCUUCGCGGCGCGUGCAGCCGCCCGCGCGCCUCGGUGGCACCCGCCGCGGUCCUGGCUGGGGCGCUGCUCUCGUCGUUCGCGCGCUGCUCUCUCCCGGGCCGCGGCGACCCGGUGGCCUCGGCGCUCAGCCCCUACUUCGGCACGAAGACUCGCUACGAAGAUGUCAACCCCUGGGUGCUGCUCGACCCGGUGGCGCCGCGGCGGGACCCGGGGCUGCUGCCGGGGACCUGCACCCCGGUGCAGCUGGUCGCCCUCAUCCGCCACGGCACCCGCUACCCCACGACCAAGCAGAUCCGCAAGCUGAGGCAGAUGCAGGGGCUGCUGGAGACCCGCGGGGACGGCGGGAGCCGAGUGGCCGCCGCGCUGGCCGAGCGGACGCUGUGGUACCAGGACUGGAUGGACGGGCAGCUGGUGGAGAAGGGGCGGCAGGACAUGCGACAGCUGGCACUGCGCCUGGCCGCCCUCUUCCCAGACCUCUUCAGCCGGGAGAACUUCGGCCGCCUGCGGCUGGUCACCAGCUCCAAGCACCGCUGUGUGGACAGCAGCGCCGCCUUCCUCGAAGCGCUGUGGCAGCGCUACCACCCCGGAGUGCCGCCGCCGGACGUCUCAGAUAUGGAGUGUGACCCUCCAAGAAUUAAUGAUAAACUAAUGAGGUUCUUUGAUCAUUGUGAGAAGUUUUUAACUGAUGUGGAAAGAAAUGCUACAGCUCUUUAUCAUGUGGAAGCCUUCAAAACUGGACCUGAAAUGCAGAAGAUUUUAAAGAAAGUUGCAGCUACUUUGCAAGUACCAGUAAACAAGUUAAAUGCAGACUUACUUCAGGUAGCCUUCUUCACCUGUUCCUUUGACUUGGCGAUUAAGGGCAUGCAUUCUCCCUGGUGUGAUGUGUUUGACAUAGAAGAUGCAAAGGUACUGGAAUACUUAAACGAUCUGAAACAGUAUUGGAAACGAAGUUAUGGCUAUACCAUUAACAGUCGGUCCAGCUGCAGCCUGUUUCAGGAUAUCUUCCUACACCUGGACAAAGCAGUUGAGCAGAAGCAAAGGUCUCAGCCAGUCUCUUCUCCAGUCAUACUCCAGUUUGGUCAUGCAGAGACCCUCCUGCCACUGCUGUCUCUCAUGGGCUACUUCAAAGACAAGGAGCCUCUGACAGCGUUCAAUUUUGAGGAGCAAGGCCACCGCCAGUUCCGGAGUGGUCACAUCGUGCCGUAUGCCGCAAACCUCAUAUUCGUGCUAUACCACUGUGAAGACGCAAAGACCCCUAGGGAAGAGUUCCAGGUGCAGGUGCUGCUGAAUGAGAAGGUGUUACCCCUGGCCUACUCACAAGAACCUGCUGCUCUGUAUGAGGAUCUGAAGCACCACUACAGGGACAUUCUUCAGAGCUGUCAGACCAGCAAGGAGUGUGACCUACCCAAGGUGAACAUCACAUCCGAUGAGCUCUGAGGGGCUGGGACAGCAGUCCUCAACGGUGACUGUGUUUGCAGUAGGUAACCACCCAAGACACAGCUGCAGGAGGAGCUCUGGGAGUUCCAGGCCAGCCUGUCUACAUAGUGAGGUCUGGGCUAGCCAGCGCUACACAGAGAAAUAAAGCUUUCAGAUUGCUAGGUCCUUCUGUCUUUUCGAAGACAAUAAUAGUUUGUCUUAGAAUCUGGACGUACGGGUAAGCAUAACUCUCCCUGGAGCAGCUGUCUUCAGAACAAAAACCAACUCAAGAGAAUCUCUGCCCCUGCAAGUGUUUGCAGAGCUGAAACUUUUCUAACCACCUAAGAAACUGCAGCGGUAGAACUUCAAAAGUGACCCUUCACAAAUACUGGAUACCAAAGCACAGUGGCAGCCACUGAUCUGUAACUGACUAAGUUGGGGAUAUGAGUGAUCAUGUUGAUUUCUUUCCUUCUGCUUCAGGCAGGGCUAGCAUAACUGAUAGCAUCAGUCCUAAAGGUGGCAAAGCGGCUUCAGAAGAAAGUCUGAUAUAAUGCCCAUCUAGAGGGGAAUUUGACACGGUAUCAAGAAUCAGGCCAAAGCAAGACUGAAAGUGUGGGAUAUUUUUGUUAAUAUUAUUUAUAAAAAUAUGUAAACACUUUGUCAAUAAUUUUUUUAACUUCCAAGUAGGCCUUUCAGGGUCAUCUUAAUCUUAUCGGAUUUGUUUGAGGUGAGAAAUACUGGAAGGCACAACCGGGCCAGCAGAUGCUCAUGUUUCUUACGACUAUUGGCUGGUUGUCUUUUUCAUUCCAUCAUGGCUUCCCUUUUAGAUCUUGCUGUUCCCUAAAAUGCAUCUUUUGGUGGUUUGAAUUUUUUUUUUUUUUUAAUUAAGACUAUCUAUUCUGGCUAAUUUAAUUGUAGAGAUUCAAACCUGUUGCAGAGAAAUUCUGAGCUCUCUCAAAUACCAUGAAAGUGUUUGCUACAUACAAUAAAUAAAGUCUUGUGACUUUACUACCAUGUCA
Meriones unguiculatus (Mongolian gerbil) is the source of this 2513-nucleotide messenger RNA. It is a transcript of the gene Minpp1, whose product is annotated as multiple inositol-polyphosphate phosphatase 1. The transcript is spliced from 5 exons. The coding region runs from base 76 to 1515 and encodes 479 amino acids. Gene Ontology annotation, molecular function: inositol phosphate phosphatase activity; acid phosphatase activity. NCBI's taxonomy places the organism in Eukaryota, Metazoa, Chordata, Mammalia, Rodentia, Muridae. The record is from RefSeq and is a predicted model, not a curated record.